AUGAGGGACAGGGACUUCAUGCCCAACAUUGAACGGGGUAAACCCGCCACAUACACGGGGGAGAAAAAGGCGAAAAUGGCUGCGAAGACUAACAAAAAGUGGGUGAGACUGGCCACAGUUUUCGCAUACGUGUUGUCUGUGUCUCUGGCGGCUAUAAUAUUGGCCAUAUACUACAGCCUAAUAUGGAAACCGACGUCUGCCUCCUCAUCAUUUGCGAGACCCAAUGCUGUGACCGUCGUCGCGGCGAAUACUACUGCGAACAUAACCACUAGUAGUGUGCCAAAUAAUACAAUGCACACAGGUACGCAGACGGACGCUAGUACACGUGACGACACGAGGUCCAAGGCAUCACCAGUUACCAUCAGAACAGAGACGUCUGGGACGGAGGCAUUUCAGUGGGGGGAUAGUAGUAGUAAAAGUCCCACGGUUCCCGCAGACGACAAUACGGCCAAAACAGCGAUUGUCGGACCAACGAAUGGACAAGUGGUCUCCGCGCAAAGCUACGCAAUUACAAACAACAAAUUGUCAACUCCGACAGAAGUCAGACACGCGUCUCCAAGUGUCACUGGAGAGGAUUCAGCGAACUUGCCGACGCACGCAACCAGGGACCAAGAGGAGAAGUGGUGGACGUUUAGCUUGGUCUCUCCCGCUGUUGGAGUACAACAGGAGCCUGUGGAAGGAUCUGGGCUGGAUUCUAUUCAAGAGAGCCAAGCCACGGAUUCUUCUCGGAUGAGCGGAGUGACGCUCGCGGAAGCCUCGGCGGCUACAAACGCAGACCAACAGACUCUGCGCACAGACUCUACCUCUGACCAGGCUCAGGGUACAUGGGGACCGGUUACCUUUACCGAUGCACAACGUGAUUCGGAUUUAAUAACGGAAGGGUCUUCUAAUUUACCAGAGCAGAGGCGGGAGGAGCUAGUUCAAAUGGACAACGGAGACGCCUCAGCGAGAACUACACAGUCCUAA
Molecule: messenger RNA, 966 nt
Organism: Coregonus sp. 'balchen'
Lineage: Eukaryota; Metazoa; Chordata; Actinopteri; Salmoniformes; Salmonidae
Source: the annotation of a GenBank genome assembly